Exophiala xenobiotica is the source of this 1214-nucleotide messenger RNA. RefSeq lists its product as uncharacterized. Lineage: Eukaryota; Fungi; Ascomycota; Eurotiomycetes; Chaetothyriales; Herpotrichiellaceae. The transcript has a single exon. Bases 51 to 1061 code for a protein of 336 amino acids. The record is from RefSeq and is a predicted model, not a curated record.
CUCUAUUUCCUGCUCUUCCUUACUCGUACUUUUCCAAACCCUCAUAGACCAUGUCUUCAACACCCUCAUCCGCGUCGUCGACCGACGAAGCUCAACAACCCCCCGAUCACACCCAGUACCGGUUGCGCGUGACCGCAGGCCCAGCACACGACCCAUCAACACACAAGCUCGUCCCUGUCAAUGCCUCGGAAACACUUACCUUUGAGAAUGCACAUAUGAGUCUAUCUCUUGCCGUCCGGAUACGACAUUUUACGGGCUAUCCGAAUGACUCGCCAGUUACAUCUCCCUACUUUGACCAUGCCCUGCACAAGGCCGACCAGUACUCCAUAUCUUUCUCCUUCGUACCGAAAGUGGCUAUACCAGGCAGCGACCUCGUCUUUGGCAAUGACUUUGACCGACCUAUACGGGACAGACUACCUCCGGGAUUCAACCAGGCACUCAAGAUCGUCAAGUGGUGGAUCGACCCGGGUUUAGAUGGAGACGUCUACGCGGAAAAGCCAUACCUUUUCGGCCCUGCACUGAGCAGUUGGAACAUUCUGCGGAUAGGAGACAAGGUCGUGGAACAAGAUAACUCACAAGGCAAGUCUGCGUGGAAAGUACCGGAUGCAACAUCCUUUCACGAGACGGUCGUCGAGGAGGGAGGCGAAGGCUCGGGCGAAGAAGUUCGAAAAGAGUCAGGAAUACCAGCCGAUUCGGCAGCGCGAAAGAAGUACUUCCUGACCCCGUCGAACCGAGAUGCUUUCGUCUUCGAAGCUGGACGGCUGUACCAGUCCGACUUUGGGAACCCCUAUCUCGACUUCAACGACUUUUCUCUGAAACUGCCAGGGUUCAGCUUGAACGUGAUCAAAUACGUCGACUCGAGGACUCAUGAGCUCCGGUAUACCUUGAAGAACAAGGCUACCGACGAGAUCUACGCGGUUGUAUUGUUCACGUUGCUGUUCGGCGAGGAAUUGGAGCGGGUAAAGAGGGAACAGGGCGCGGCGAACGUGGAUGGACACGGUCCGAACGACUUCAAAGAUGCGGAUCAAGAUGUACCUAAUGAUGACGAUGAUGUUGAUUGAUGUGGGAAUUGGGAAAGCGCAUCUGAAACAAGCGUGGCGCUGGCAAGGUUGGGCAAUAAGGAGUACGUUUGAUAAACAUUGAGCGCACGAAGAAUAUACCGAGAUACCAUAGAAUACAGGCUGCAUAAAUGGACAUGAUAUGAUACCUCUUGA